This is a messenger RNA of Selaginella moellendorffii, 1403 nucleotides long. Its product is annotated as maltose excess protein 1-like, chloroplastic. The transcript is spliced from 10 exons. The record is from RefSeq and is a predicted model, not a curated record. Gene Ontology annotation, cellular component: chloroplast envelope. Lineage: Eukaryota; Viridiplantae; Streptophyta; Lycopodiopsida; Selaginellales; Selaginellaceae. Gene Ontology annotation, molecular function: maltose transmembrane transporter activity. The coding region runs from base 89 to 1321 and encodes 410 amino acids.
UUCACUGUCCACCACGUGGACAGAACAAAAGCUCUCCCUUCCGAGCUACACGUUAGCUUUAGGGCUCCUCACGGAAUGCGCGAAGAUCAUGGACGCGAUUUCGAUGCCGCAUUCCUCGAUCCGAGUUCCGCAAUCUCUCCAGAUACUACAAAGGCGCCAGGGAUACGAUAAAAUCUUGCCAGGCUCGCUCUGGAGCAGAGAUCGAGCAUCGAAUCCACUUGUUGGAGCAAAUGCCAGUCGAUUGGGAGCUCCAAGAUCAUCUCCAUUGCUCUCAUUUAUUCCAAAAAGAGGAGCGCCCGUGAGGUGCAGUGAUACAUCACCGACCACUUUUCACAGACCAAACGAUGAGAAGCUCGAGAACGAGACUUACAAAUACUGGAACGCUACCACUGAGCAGCUGGCUGGAUCGGCUACUCUCGCGUUUUUAUUACUACAACUUCCACAGACCAUUCUCAAUGCUCAAAACCUCAUGGCCGGGAAUAAUAGUGCAUUGUUUGCAGUCUCCUGGAUGAGCUUACUGACGAGUCUCAUGGGGAAUCUAUCGCUGCUUUCUUACUUCGUGAUGAAGAAAGAGAAUGGAGCCAUGAUCGUUCAAGCGGUCGGUGUUCUUUCAACUUACGUGGUUUUGGCCCAACUUGCGAUAGCAGGUUCUAUGCCAUCAACAGUUUUUCUCGCGACGUCCAUAGCUGUGAUAGUCGGCUAUGUUAUCAAUUUUCUUAACUACAAAGGGUAUCUGAGAAGCGAGCUUUGGAAACUUUGGCAAGAUAUCAUCAGCGUUGGAGGGGUUUCGGUCCUCUCACAAGUAAUGUGGUCAACAUUUGAGCCAUUUCUUCCGUCGACGAUACUGCCGGGAGUCUUUGCUUUUGUUACCACCUUAACACUGAUCAUACAGGAUCGUAAAGGAAAACUAUCAGAGCCUUUGCACAAAUUCGUUGGCGGCCUUGCUGCUUGGUCCGCUACUCUACUUUUUAUGUGGAGUCCCGUCGCUCAAAUGUGGACAAACAUCACAAAUCCUGCGAAUCUACGAGGCCUUUCUGUGAUCACCGUGCUUCUAGCUAUGAUCGGGAACAGCCUGCUACUUCCGCGCGCGCUCUUCACUCGAGACUCCAUGUGGUUUACAGGGUCGUCGUGGGGAGCUUUGGUUCAAGGAUGGGGCCUGUUGCUCAGCAUAUACGAGUGCGUAAGUGGGUCUGUAUUCUUCGGCAUUACUGCUGGAUUGGCAUUUUGGAUAGGAAACAUGCUCGUCAUGGACUCCAAGGCAAAUUCUUUGAGCUCUCCUUUCACGCCACUCGCGGAGCUAGUAAGCUCAACCCGGGAGUAAGAAAUGCUGUUAAUCUUCUCUAACGCCUGUUAACAAAAUAAAGGCAUCCCGUUAUAAUUCGUAACGGGGUUUUGGGCGGGAA